Molecule: messenger RNA, 2935 nt
Organism: Aureobasidium pullulans EXF-150
Lineage: Eukaryota; Fungi; Ascomycota; Dothideomycetes; Dothideales; Saccotheciaceae
Exons: 2
Coding region: 265-2715 (816 amino acids)
Biological process (GO): galactose metabolic process
Molecular function (GO): nucleic acid binding
Source: RefSeq, a predicted model, not a curated record
CUCAAGCGCCCGUCUUUGUCGUGUCCAGGAAAAAAAGCCGUGUCAAACAACCUUCCAACCUCAUGUCGACCUACCACCAUGCCAGCAUCCCUGCCUCUACUCUUGACCAUUUUCCUUGAGCCUCCGGUUUCCUGAGAUUUCUGCACAACAAAAAAGCCCUUUCUUUCCAUUCUAUUGUACCCGUCGGAAAAGAAAGUCGACCAUCAAGCGACCAAUUCGCACUGCUCCAUUACUUCGAUACAGCUCGCACUAUUUGGAGAAACCAUGGCCUCUCUUUCUACCGACCAGUCCUCGGCGAGGCGAACCUUUGCCAACGCACACCUUCCGGCUCAAAGCCACAGCUUGCCCUCGUCUGCUGCUGAACAUCAGCUGCCUGCUUCUGGGAACUUCCAGCCUUCUCAUCCCGAGGACGCCAACAAUCAGACCGUUCAGCCUCCUCGCAACGAUACGAUCUCUCCCGCAAUCCCAAGGAAACUUAUCCCAUCCCCUUCGAAUGAGCCUUCAAAGGCUCCGUCCAUAGACGGCCUCGAAACGACUCCCGUCCUCACCACACAAAUUCUGUCCGGCACAUCCGACGAAAGCGCUACCCAACUUUCAUCCUCCGACGACUCGGCCAAACCCCCCAGUCUCGACGGAAAAAGCGUGGCCUCCGUCACCACUUUUGCGAUGGAUGAGAAGGAGUCGUUGAGACCAGACGAUAGUGCCAGUGUCUUGGCUAUCGAAGAUGAUGAUACGUACUCACCCCCUGGUUCCGCCGCCGUCGGAUCGCGACUUGGUUCGGAGACCGGUGCUCGUGCCUUCCGUGAUCAGCUGUUGGAGAUCACUUCCAGAGGACCUGCAUUACGCCAGUCUGGUCUUACAUCAAGACCCGACUCUGUGACCAACGCUCCAGCCGGAACUCUCUACGUGCCUCCACCAGUAGGCAGUCCCGCAACCUUGCCUGGCUAUGUCCAGCCACCUUCAAACCUCGGCAGGCCUGAAGACGUGCUCCCCGACGCAAAGCUCUUGGAAGCUCUCAACAACCCUCGAGACAGAAUAUGGGUGCUCAAGUUGGAGCAAGACAUCAUUGACUUUGUCAAGGAUCCAUCUGAACAUUCCCUGGACCUGCCUCAAUGCAAUUCUUUCUACAGAAUGCUUGCUCACAAAUUGGCUGACUACUACAUUCUUGGCCACGCUGUUGAUGGUUCUAUUUCAGCUGUCCGUCUUUAUAAGACUCCGAACUGUCGAAUUGCUCCACCCCUGACUGCUAUUGCGACACCUCCGACAACGGCUAACACACCACCUCCUGCUGCUCCCCAGAUGAAGAUUCUACGCCGCGGCGGAGAUGCACCCCUGAAUGGCCUCUCCAAGUCGAACUCUGACGGAGGUGAUAGUGGUGACUCUGACAAGAACAAGCCUCUGACCCGCGAGCAACGUGAGCAGAGGUACGAGUUGGCUAGACUGCGAAUCCUGGGAUCUGCAAAGCCCACCGAGGAUGUGUCUCUAGUCAAAGAGAGGGACGAAUCCCGAUCCAGCUCUGCUGCUGGGAAGAAGAAGCCAAAGAAGCAGCGCAGUAACAGUGACGAUGACUUUGAGGCUAGAUCUGCUUACAGUACUUUUGUGACGCCGCAGAAUGGUGCCACCGACGGCGUUAACAUGGUUUACUACCCCGCAUUCCCCGGAGGUGCCCAAGGUGCCCCUGGCAUGUACGCCGGUGCUCCUGCAGCUUCGGCUGCGCAGAAUUCAUAUAACGCUGUAUACGGCCCCACGACGUCUUCUCAAGCCGCCCCCUAUCCAUGGCUGCAGCAAGGCUACGCUGGUUACAACGAUCCAAACAAUCAAGCCCAGCAUAACGUCAAUGAUCUCUCCUCGGAUUUCCAAGCCAUGUCUUUCCAGGCACAAUCCGGACCUACCUCUCCGCCUGCAUCGGCUGGGCCUUAUGGCUAUGCAGGUCCACAAGGUCAACAGCAGCAACAUCCUUCAUGGCCCCAGAUGACGCCUUAUCAGCCUGGCUAUCCUGGCAGUCCCAACUACGGUGGCCAAUUUGCAAGCAGACCUCCUUCUUCGGCGAGCCACGGCUCUGCGACACACGGCUACCCAUAUGGAAUGCCCAUGAAUCAGAUGCAGAUGCCCGAAAGUUACAUGGGAUAUCAGAACCAAGUCAUGGCUGGUGCUUUCAACCGUGGAAACUUCAAUCCCCAGAGCCAGGCGUUCAUCCCUGGUUAUCAGCCUCACUACGGCGCACCGAUUGCACCUCAAAACAACAUGGGGUUCAACUCUGCUUACCCUGGAUCGCAUGCACUACAGCGUCAGAACUCUAGCCAGUCACAGGCAUCGUCGUACAACGGACAGAGUAUCAGCCAGACCAACAGCAGGCCACCUCACCCUCUGCCACAGCCCGUCUUCUCUCCUCAUGUACCCAUGCCUUUCCAAAGUUCUCAAAGACAAGCCGCUACGCCAUCCCGCCCUGGCACCAACUCUGCGGCAGACAGCAGCAACAACGCACCGAGUUCGAUUGCCAAAUGGGGCACACCUGCCUCUUUGCCAGCUAAGCCUCCUCCGCCGGCAGCCACGAACUCAUUCGACAUGUCUAGAAUGCCCCACGCCCAGCAAAACAGCGCUCCCUACUCACCUGGAUCUGCAGGAAGAUUGCCAGGUGUUGGAGGACAGGGAUACCACGCCUUGCCAUCUAUGGUCGCCUUGCGUAGUGGGCAGGCACCCAGAAGCGGGCAAUAAUCCAAUUUGAUACACAUGUAUGCAAGGAAGUACUUUUCUCGGGGUUUUCUGCUUUCAAAAAGAAAAGGGGGUCUCAUUCAGUUUUUUGGGUGCACAGUGGUGGAUUUCGGAACGGCGUUUUCCUUAUCCAGCAUUCUUGGGGAGUUUGACCUUUUGUCUUGGGCAUUUGAUAGUGAGCUUUUUCUCCGAUAAGCUAUACGUUAGCUGAGAAGAGACACGG